Oncorhynchus nerka (sockeye salmon) is the source of this 1921-nucleotide messenger RNA. RefSeq names its product leucine-rich repeat-containing protein 58. The record is from RefSeq and is a predicted model, not a curated record. NCBI's taxonomy places the organism in Eukaryota, Metazoa, Chordata, Actinopteri, Salmoniformes, Salmonidae. The transcript is spliced from 4 exons. Gene Ontology annotation, molecular function: protein binding. Gene Ontology annotation, biological process: signal transduction. The coding region runs from base 109 to 1170 and encodes 353 amino acids.
CCACAUGCAACUCGGGCCAUUGGCAUUGGACUCCUCUUUAUUUGGAGAACCACUAAGAGUGCAAUCACCAGUGUGUCCACAAUAUUGAAGAGUAGCCUACGCUGCGAAAUGGAUUUGCAUGAAGGAGCCGCACACGGACAUGGUGAGGGUGUUUUAGACUUGUCGCGUCUGAAUUUGAACACUUUGAGCUUGGUCGAGAUCAGCGAGGAGCGAAAGAUGGGCACCAAGCAGUUGUAUCUAAGCUUCAACCGACUGCCCUCGCUUCCCGGAUCGGUUUGCAUGUUCUCCAACCUCGAAUUUCUUGACAUUAGCAACAACGGAUUAUCGGUAAUCUGUGAAGGCAUUACUUGGUUAACGAAACUCAGAACACUAAUAGCCAAGAACAACCGUCUGGACGAAUUCUCGCUUCCCAAGGAGUUCGGGUCUUUGCCGUUGGAGGUGUUGAAUCUAAGUGGCAAUAGGUUUGAGGAGAUGCCAGCGCAGUUCCUAAAGUUGCAGCGGCUACAAUCACUUUCCCUGGGGGGAAACAGACUCCAAAGUAUUCCUGCAGAAAUUGAGAAUUUAACCAGUCUUGAGAUGCUGUAUUUGGGUGGUAACCUGAUCACCUCUAUUCCUCCUGAGCUGGCCAACCUGCCCUACCUCAGCUAUCUGGUCCUGUGUGACAACCGCAUACAAGGUGUACCCCCGCAGCUCACCAGGCUCCACUCCCUGCGCUCCCUGAGUCUCCAUAACAACCUGCUGACCUACCUGCCCCGGGAGAUCCUCAGCCUGGUGCGCCUGCAGGAGCUCAGUCUCCGUGGCAACCCCCUAGUGGUGCGCUUUGUCAAGGAGAUGACUUACGACCCCCCAUCACUGCUGGAGCUGGCGGGUCGUACCAUCAAGAGCCGGAACGUUCCAUACUCGUCCUGCGACAUGCCCUCUCACCUGUUGCACUACCUAGACCUGGCCAGCAAGUGUCCCAAUCCUAAGUGUGCUGGCGUGUACUUUGACUCGUGCGUGCGCCACAUCAAGUUUGUGGACUUCUGUGGGAAGUACCGGCUGCCCCUCAUGCACUACCUGUGCUCCCCAGAGUGCACUUCACCCUGCAGCUCCAACCCCCAGAGCGACGCCGAGUCAGAGGAUGAGAUCAGCGUGCCCGCCUACCGCCUGCAGAGGGUGCUGCUGGGAUAGCAGGAAGUGGAAGGGCCUCCAGUCCUAACCAUAUCAAUAGCCUCAGAACCAGUCUUUCUCUCUGUGACUGGACGGUACUGUAGGGAUGAAAUCUGCCCCCUCUGGUCUCGUGUGUGUUUGAUGCAAGACGCUAGAUGCACAAAGACAUACCCUCACACACAAACACACUCACAUGUGAGAGAUAUCCGGUUGUCAAUGUGGACCUAAACCAGGACAAAUGUCUUUAGGUGGGUAUGUCCCCUGGAACCCAUUGACUCAGUCACUUUAGCCAUCUAAAACUGGGGGACAAAUGAUGGGAGGGAUCUUACCUCUAUUUCUCAGUAACACUACAGAUCACUGAUGCCUUCAGACUUUGAGCAGUGCCUUUAACAGAUGAAGCAUUUCACUCCAUUCCUGAUGGUUUCAUGGGUAAACAUAGGAGGGCAGUAGAAACCAUAACUUUGCCAACUCGCUAUGUGAGCUAUUGAAAUGUUUUUAAUGAUUUUAGAACACUAUCACACCAUUCCUUAGAGUCAGGUUAUGAACAAUUUAAGAUUUCUAAUUGCCUGAAAACAGGAAGUGUGUGCCCCGGUUCUUUGUAAAAGCUUUGUUUUUCUCUCACACACAGGAAGUCGAUCUAGGCCAGGCAGAGGAGUGUGAAUAGUCUCCUGAAAGGAGAAAAUCAAACGUAUCUGACAAGAUGCAAUGAAUGUUUGUAUUUCCAGCUCUUGGUUUUCUCUAAAUUUGACAGAUAUAGAUACACAUAUAUAUA